AGAAAUGUGUCGCACGAGAUUUCGAUCGUUUCGUCAGCGCGAUCUCAUUGUUAACAUAUGACCAUCCGUCGCGUCUCUCAUGUUGGACGAGGAUCGCUGCGGUUGCACGAGAUUGCGAGAGGAAGCUGUUUUCCGCUUCACCGUGCGAAUCGCCAGUCAUUUUCCUCGCCUUCACGCGGCGUGACAAAGCGCCGAAAAUUCCUACUCCUGCGUCGGAAUAAAGGCAUGCCGGAAUGACGGAGUUCGUGGACGGUUGGUUCUUAGGCCAUACCCUCGGCGAAGGAUCUUAUGGCGAGGUCAAAUUGGUUAUAAACAAAUCAACUGGCGAAGCAGUUGCUAUGAAAAUGAUUGAUAUAGAGAAACAUCCAGAUGCAAGGCAGUCAGUGCGCAAAGAGACCGCUAUCCACCGUAUGUUGUCGAAUCCUAAUAUCAUACAAUAUUUUGGAAAGCGCAGCGAGGCUAAUAUGGAAUAUAUAUUUUUGGAGUAUGCUUUAGGUGGGGAACUAUUUGACAGAAUUGAACCUGACGUAGGAAUGCCAAGGUACCAAGCGCAAAGAUAUUUCAAGCAAUUGAUUUCUGGAGUAGAGUAUCUACACGGUCGAGGGGUCGCGCAUAGAGAUCUCAAGCCGGAGAACUUGCUUCUAGAUGGUAAUGACAAUUUAAAGAUAAGCGACUUUGGAUUAGCUACGAUAUACCGUCUGCAGGGUAAAGAGCGUCGUUUGGAAAAGAAAUGCGGAACAUUACCUUAUGUUGCACCAGAGGUACUAGAAAGAUCUUAUUUGGCGGAACCAGCGGACAUAUGGUCUUGUGGAAUUAUCCUAGUGGCUUUAUUGUCUGGAGAGUUGCCUUGGGAUGAAGCUUUGACAGAAUGUCCCGAAUACGUCGCGUGGAAAAGCGGAAAGUACAUGUCGUCGACACCGUGGAAGAAACUCGACAAUGUGUCGUUGUCAUUAAUCAGAAAAAUCCUGGCGGACUCGCCAUCAAUACGAUACAAGAUUCUGGACAUCAAACAACACAGAUGGUUUGUCGCAAGUUUCAGCAGAGCGGACGAACCGGACGGACGAAAUCCAACAUAUACGGAGGAUGAAAAUCUGAGAAACGUUUGCCUGUCGCAACCGGAAUUGCCGGGUACGGAAAGCAACAGUGUCAUGCAAAUCAAUUUAGAUGAUCGUCCGGCAUUUUCGUUUUCCCAGCCCGCACAUGUGGAAGAUCUUUUGUUGUGUACGCAGUUACAAGCUAUGCAACAAACUCAGCCAAGUCAGCAAAAUUCUCUCCAAAAAUUGGUCCGCCGAAUGACCAGAUUCUUCGUUAAAACGGAAUGUGGCGAGGUCAUAAAGAGGUUGAUCAAAAUCUGUGAGAAGGAGAAUUAUUCUUAUCGUGUUAACGAUUGCGGAACGGUUACGAUAUCGACAAUAGAUCGGCGAAAAAUGACACUUGUUUUUAAAGUGAAUUUCAUAGACAUGGACAAAAACAUAUUGGUCGACUUCCGCUUAUCGAAAGGCUGCGGUUUGGAAUUCAAGAAGGCAUUCAUUAAGAUUAGAUGUGCGCUGGAAGAUGUUAUUCUGCGGAACUCCGUUGCAUAUUCGAAAUUACAAUUGCCGUGAAAAAUUCUUUUAACAACUCUUAUCAUCAUGGGACUCGACCGGUGAUCGACGCUGUGAUUUUGUUGCGUCUUUUUUAUUUAUAUGCAAAGCAUAAUUAAUCAGUGCCUAACUAGUGCAAACCUAACAAAUUGAACACCGGCCGAUGAGAAGCCGAUAAAACUAAUUGACAAAUACAUGCAUCGGGCAAUUGAUGUAUUAUUAGGUUAUUCUCAAUCUUCAGUUGAAUUUUGGAACGAUUCGUAUGGAAAUCAGCAUGGUGGUCGGUCGACGUGUUAAUCAGACAUGUGACAAUGUUUGUAUUUUUAUAUUAUUAUUUUAAAUAAAUCCUUUUGUAUUUUCCUAAAAAAAAACUACCCCCCUCGUUGCU
Messenger RNA from Dinoponera quadriceps, 1971 nucleotides. It is a transcript of the gene grp, whose product is annotated as serine/threonine-protein kinase grp. Lineage: Eukaryota; Metazoa; Arthropoda; Insecta; Hymenoptera; Formicidae. Gene Ontology annotation, molecular function: ATP binding; protein serine/threonine kinase activity. The transcript is spliced from 8 exons. The record is from RefSeq and is a predicted model, not a curated record. Gene Ontology annotation, cellular component: nucleus; site of double-strand break; cytoplasm. The coding region runs from base 234 to 1604 and encodes 456 amino acids. Gene Ontology annotation, biological process: mitotic G2 DNA damage checkpoint signaling; protein phosphorylation.